CGCAGCUCUGUGGCGACUGACACCCAAAUUGCGCAUUUUUCAAAAAGAAGUCAUCGCACAGUCACAGGAUCGGAGUCGUGAUCUCCAUGGGUGAGCUCCCUCCGUGUGUGUGUGUCAUCAUCAUCAUCAGCCCUGACGUUACCGGCCCGCCUCCAUCGCCCUCAGUGACACACACACACACACACACACACACACACACACACAGGCUCUCCAGCAGCUGCGCGGCGGAUCCAACUCCAGUGGAGAGCCGGCGUGUCAGCGCCAGACACCGCCGUCGAGCCGCUCGCAGCGCCAGUCCUCACUGGUAUGGACGAGCACUGACCAUCCAGGAACCAUGCCUACCGUGCUCGGUGGCAAAGGGAAACUUUCCAUUGUCUGCUUUCUGCUCCGAUGCGCAUAUUCUCAGGUAACAAGAAGCCAACACCACAGCUGUGCCAAAGAUAUUCUGGAGGACAUGACUCAGUCCUGGCCGUCCCAGCAAGCCUUAGGGGGGGACCAGGCCCAACGAAUCCUCUACAGCCCUAAGGAUGCAAAACAAGCGACUACGCAACAGAGGCAAAGUCGGGGGGAUGUUCCGCUGCGGAUGACCCGUCACCCUCACGUGGCACCUCACAAAUCCAUGCUUGCUGAUGACCUGAAGCUGAGCAGUGAUGAUGAUGACACUCAAAGGGCCACUCACGAGUCAGCGUCCUGGGACAGACACAGCCUGUCAGCACAGCGAGCGCACACACAUGGCAGGCGGGUGAGACAUUCCAGCUCGGACUCCUCGGGCUCAGACUCCACCGCUGAGUCGGGCGGCGGUUCCCGGAGCCCGAGCCCAGACGUCCAGCCAGAUCCCGCGUUGCCUGCCAACACGCGGCCACCGUGCAGCAGCAAGGAGACUGAUCACCCCUCUGCUGCCCAGUGGCAGUUGGAUAAAUGGCUGAAGAAGUCCCGCAAAAAAUCUUCCAGCAGUAAUCGGGAUCCUUCCCAGAGUGCCACAGGACGCCUGCCCUCUCCCCACACCCAACAAGCCCCAUCUCCAGCCAGGUCCUGGGACAGCAACCAGGAAUACAGCCCUAGUCAAAGCCCCAUUCCCAGCCCACAGUUCAACUACAGCCACAACAACACCCCCAUCCAUAGCCCUGUUUACAGCUAUUGCCCUAGCCCCAGCCCAUUCCCCAGCACAUGUCCAAGUCCCAGCCCUAGCCCGAGGCACAGCCCGAUCCCCAGUCCGGUGCUAAGUGUUUGCCCCAGUCCGUGUGGGAGCCGCAGCCGCAGCCCUAGCCCUGUACCUACAGAUCCUCCAAAAAGCCCAAGUCCCAGUUUACCUUCUCCUUCAAGGCUUCGUCACUACCCUGAGAUACAUAGUCAGAACAAAACACAUCCUGGCCAAACAACCAAUCCGCACAGGACAAAAAGUAGGCCAUGGAUCGGCCCGUUGCCUAAAACCGACACCAAGAACAAGCCCACAGACAAUAGUCAUCCUCAGCCAACUCAUCAGCACAGGCCCAAGACUCGACCCACUCAUGACCAGGACCAAAGCAAAAGCAAAUCCAAGGCCUCUGCUGUUUUAAUCUCUGACCAGAAUCACAGUCAUAAAUCUAGACACAAGUCCAACCUUCAUCCAAAUCCUAAAGAGCUCCCAGAGCCUCCCAAGGCCAAACACACGUUACAUUUUGAGCAAACCCAGGGUAGCAGAACCAACCACAGCUCCAACCACAAGCCCAGGCCUCCGUUUCAACCCGGCUCUCAACUUAACCCCACAAGAGCAAAGCACUUAGGUCCUGCUAGUCGUGAAACCAACGCUGGUCCCAGUACUCAUUCCCAAUCUACCUCUAAAGCUGCUAGUAAUUCGGGUGGUGGGUCGAACCCUUGGGCUAGUCCUAGCCUAAAACCUAGGGCCAAGUCGUCUUCGGUGCCAACUCCUGUGCAUGUUAAUCGUACAAAAGCAUCACAGAAGACACCCCAGACCAAGGAACAGGGGGUGGACCACAGGAGAGAUCACCAGACCCAAGCAGAGGCGAGAAAACACGAGAGAAAAGAGGACAGACAUCGGGAAAAACCGAAAGGAAAGGAGGAGCGAAAGGAGGACAGGAGGCUGGCGGAGGAGCAGCUACUGAGACGUCCCUGGAUUGAGAGUUCAGCAGAAGAAGAGGAGGAGGAAGAAGUGACAGAACGGCAGAGGAGGAGAGAGCAGACACCAAAAGGGGAAAACUGGAGAAGGGAGCAGCAACAUAGAUGUGAAUGGCAAACAGCCAAGGCCAGACAGAGACCACCUACCAAUGUCAAGAGACACCACCUUAAGGAUGACUCACACCACCAGGGGACAGUAAAAAAGGGCGGGAGAAGUGAGGAGGAGAGAGCGUUACAGCCAGACCUUUCACCACCCCCUUCACGUUCCCCAUCUCCUCAUACGCCGUCCUCCCCAUUCUCUCCUUCCUCCUCAAAUUCACAGUCCGAGUCCGAACAUCAGGCUCCGAUCACCAAAGUUCCAGCAGACUCUACCUCCCACAAGAGACUCGCUCAGAGAGGGCAACAAGGCCCAGGCAGACCUGACGCCAACAGGCCCAAGGUGGUGCACCACAGAGGACCCGCCCCAGCUAAAUCAAGUGAGGGGCAGCACAGUGAGGGGAAGCAAAAACUCUACACCUUAGUUCCUUUCGGGCGAAGUGAACAGUCAACGGUUUCCUCGCAGCGAGGGCUCCGAAAUCUGGUGGUGCAGAUAGACCUCUGUCUUCUCAAAAGGGUCCCGGACAGCGCUAUCGGGUCCACUGUAAAGACACCUACGUCCUCUUCAUCAACGAAGGACAAACAAAGAGAAGCUAUGAAACACCUGUAUACACCCGAGACUGUGACAAAAGACAGCAAAAGGAAACGCAAGUUGGAGAAUGGUGUGUCACACAGAGAAAGCAAGAGGACACUUCCUCAUGCGUGCGACCUCUCAGAUCGCACGGAGUCAUCAGCUCACACAGCUGGGCGCCACUUUGUGACUGAGACCGUGCACAACGGGUACUUGGAGGAGUUCUUAGACAGCAAGAGGCCACUGUCUCCCCUGUCUCCCCUGUCUCCACUGUCUCCACUGUCGAACAGCCCGGAGCCCACCAAGCCUCCCCCCAAAAUAAAGACCUCAGAGCAGCAUCACGUCCACACGCACAAGAUCAGAGACAAGAGUAGAGAUUCUGCUGUAAAGCCCAAGAUGGAGGUGGAAUGUGUAAAAGUGUCAAGACAGCCCCAGCCCCAGCCCCAGCCCGAGUCCUGGGGCCCGACAGGACACAGGGGGGCCGUGCCUAACCAAGAACCUCCGCACCACGCUGAGUACUACUUACACGAAGCUAAGAGGAUGAAGCACCGCGCCGACGCAAUGGUGGACAAGCUCGGGAAGGCCGUGAACUACGUCGACGCUGCUCUCUCCUUCAUGGAAUGUGGGAAAGCAAUGGAGGAAGGGCCGCUCGAGGCAAAGUCUCCCUACACGAUGUACUCGGAGACGGUGGAGCUCAUUAGGUAUGCAAUGCGGCUGAAGAGCCACUCUGGCCCUGGGGCAAGACAGGAAGACAAACAGCUGGCGGUUCUGUGUUUCCGAUGCCUUGCCCUGCUUUACUGGCAGAUGUUUCGUUUAAAGAAGGACCACGCACUGAAGUACUCCAAAGUGCUGCUAGACUAUUUUAAGCCUUAUUUAUGGUGCCAUUACAGAGUUCUCCCAAAGUGCCUACCACACCACCCUGCUGGAAUGACACUGGGAAGUAGGGGCGCCGGAGGACCCCCUCCGUCACUCUCGCCCAAUGCCAAACACCUUGGACGGAGUUCACACGGGGGCAGCACCUCCCCCUCCUUCAUAAGCAUUCCCCAACGUAUCCACCAGAUGGCGGCAAACCAUCUGAAUAUUACCAACAGUGUCCUGUACAGUUACGAGUACUGGGAGGUGGCGGACAACCUCGCGAAGGAGAAUAAAGAGUUCUUCAACUACUUGAAUACUUUAUCUGGGCCUUUGACUCUUCACAGUAGCAUCGCUCACACCGUCCAAUACACCAGACAGGCUCUUCAGUGGAUACGCAUUAGUGCCAAACUCAACUGAAAAAGGAGGGAAUUUAACUUUAACCUGCCCCCUGGAUCUCCAGGCUGCGUUUUGCUCUAGAAGAGACAACUCUCUGUACAGAGGACAGGACGACACCGAUGCCUGUACUGUGCUGUGUGCAAGGGAGUUGGAUAAAAACCCAUGGAGCCUGACAUUUGUCAUCCUCAUAGGAUGCUGGGACGCUCACCACCUGGGCCUUACUGUGUGCAAAGCCUUCUACUACACGCACCUUCUUCCUCAUCGUUGGAUUAAUCGGAAGAGUUGUGUUGUUCCGCUGUGGAUUUAAAAUCUCAAAUCAUUUGCCAAAUUUCUCUUGGAUCUCAAAGAACUCACAUACAAAGCCUUUUUCCUACUUUGGAUUCAAUCUGGCGGACCGUUUCUCUGGGGCCAAGAAAGGAGAAUAUUAAAAAAAAACCAGCCAAUUAUAUACCACUUUCUCCGAAGUAAAACUUGUCUGGGUCUUUUGCAAAUGAAGGUUAUAUGACCCUUACUCUUGACAUCUCUCAUAUUUUCACUUUUACGUGUUUUUACUGUGCAAUAUUUGAUGGAUUGUCAGUUUUUAGAUAAAACAAAAAAAGAGAAAAUACAAGAGAAUAAAAUGUUGGUGAGACUAGUUGCCAACAUUAAAGGUA
Molecule: messenger RNA, 4686 nt
Organism: Scophthalmus maximus (turbot)
Lineage: Eukaryota; Metazoa; Chordata; Actinopteri; Pleuronectiformes; Scophthalmidae
Gene: aff3
Product: AF4/FMR2 family, member 3
Exons: 19
Coding region: 335-4054 (1239 amino acids)
Biological process (GO): regulation of gene expression
Cellular component (GO): nucleus; super elongation complex
Source: RefSeq, a predicted model, not a curated record